CUGCCCAUAGAUGUUUUUCUUUUGUUAUUCAUGAGUUAGUGCGAAGCAAACAAAGUUUCUAAUCGUUCUUUUAUAUUUGUCGCUUACGCAAGUUUGGAAGGCGUACAAUGACACGUGACACAAACAUUAUAUAAGGCCAUCUCUGCGUGGAAGAGAUUCAUACAUACGCAAGAGACUCCAGAUGCCUGACAAUAUAUCGGAGUAGUACAUUGUAACUCAAUUUUUCUUCUUCGAGAAUUUGGUACUGGCUAUACCCAUAACUAUGGCUCACCUCAUCCAGAGUGUACUCGUCCUAGUGGUCCUCGCUCAUGCUACCCAAGCGUGUGUCAGGGGGUUCGGGGGAGGAGCGACUUAUGACGGACCUGGUUUCUGCAAUGGUCUUCAGUGCCCCAACUAUAGAAGCGUCAUAACUGUUCCUGGUAAAUAUGAGCAGCGGGUAUAUGAACCAGCCAAGUGGGUCGCUACCACGGUAAUGGGUCUUUCACACGAUGAUGCCGCCGGUACUGGCUUCAUGAGGCUUUUUAAUUACAUCCAGGGCGAAAAUGUCGAGGAGAUGGAGGUGGAGAUGACUGCCCCUGUAGCGGUGCGGACAAUCCCUGGACAAGGGCCAGCCUGUGAGACCAAUUUCACCGUCUACUUCUUUGUCCCCUUCAAGUACCAGGAUGAAUCGAACCCCCCGCCCACCCCCACCAACACUGAUGUGUCUAUUGUUGACUUCCCCGAGCUGACAGUCUACGUAGGCGAAUUUGAUGGGAGGGCCCACGAUCAGGACUGGAUUACGCACGAAACAGAAUUGGGAGACGCUCUGACCGAGCUUGGAAUAGCCUUCGAGGAAUCGAUGUACUAUACCGCCGGAUACGACAGUCCUUUCAAACUAUGGCACCGGCACAAUGAGGUCUGGCUUCUCCCCAAGAAGUCAGAAGAUUCAUCAGAUACAAAUGCAAUUGAGUCUUAAGUAUUUUUUUUUAAAGAUGAUAUUGAAACAAUAGGCCUAGAAAUUACCGAUUCGACACGAUGCGUCAUUUUCCUAACGUAGGACUGCAUCAUUUUUCUAUAACGUAGGAUUGCGUCAUUUUUCUAACGUAGGACUGCGUCAUUUUCCUAACGUAUGCUUGCGUCAGCGUCAUAAUGCCCCAUGUGAGGUUGACAACAUAGGCCUACUGAGGGGAAAAAAGGAUUGCAGAACAAUGCACACGUUGAAUGGAAUAACUGCUUGGCGUAUGGGCCAAUAGUGUUCAAAUGCUUAAUCAGCACAAGUAAUAACGUAGUCGCCUUGUUUGGCAACGGACUUUGCGCUAUUGAACAUGAUGAACAUACCCGAAAUGCCAUAAUAAUUUUAUUCGACAAGGAGCCUUCAACAUAAAAUAUAUGUUUAAAAACAAAUCCAAACCGUGUGAAGAUAUCAAUUUAAAAGAAUUUUCAGGUUUGCUUUUCCAAAUAUAGUUUUUGAAUUUAUGUGUUGCGAUUAUUAUGCGUAUCGUUGUGUUAUGUUGCUCACCUUCGCCAACAUUUAGAUGAUUAAGGUGGCUCUUAAAAUUCAGUGUCAAAAUUGACAAUCAUUUAGGCUCCAAACACGUAGCUGUAAAGACCAAAUACAUUCAUUUACCGGUAUCUUUUUUGCUUGUAUUUAAUGGAUAUUUUCAGUUGGAAUUACGACAUCAAUGUGCCUUGUAAUAAAUCUUUUUGUAAUUGAUA
Messenger RNA from Strongylocentrotus purpuratus (purple sea urchin), 1695 nucleotides. Its product is annotated as heme-binding protein 2. The record is from RefSeq and is a predicted model, not a curated record. Bases 263 to 955 code for a protein of 230 amino acids. The transcript is spliced from 5 exons. NCBI's taxonomy places the organism in Eukaryota, Metazoa, Echinodermata, Echinoidea, Camarodonta, Strongylocentrotidae.